CUGGCGAGACCCCAAUCCCCACCUCUGCACCGCACAGACCCUCUCUCUCUCUCCGCCCCAUCAGCCUCAAUUCUCUCGCCCUUCCCCAUUCCGGCCAACGAACCCUAGCACGGCGGCGAUGGCGUCGGUCCCGCCCGACGACGCGGUGGCCGAGAACGGCCACGAGCACUACGGCAACGGCAACGGCCCGUCCCCGGCGAAGCGCCCGCGCGCGGUGAUCUCGGCGGCCGAGAUCCGCGCCGAGUUCGCGCACCACGACGCCGUCAUGGCGCGCGUCAACAACGGCAGCUUCGGCUGCUGCCCGGCCUCCGUCCUCGCCGCGCAGGCCCGCUGGCAGCGCCUCUUCCUCGCGCAGCCCGACGCCUUCUACUUCCACGGCCUCCAGCAGGGGCUCCUCCGCUCGCGCGCCGCCGUUGCGGACGCCGUCGGCGCCGGGGACGUCUCCGAGGUCUCCCUCGUCGACAACGCCACCACCGCGGCCGCCAUCGUCUUGCAGCACGCCGCGUGGAGCUUCGCCGAGGGCCGAUUCGCGCGCGGGGACGCGGUGCUCAUGCUCCACUACGCGUACGGCGCCGUCAAGAAGUCCAUCCAUGCCUACGUCGCGCGCGCAGGGGCCACCGUUGUCGAGGUGCCCCUUCCGUUCCCCGUCGCGUCGGUCGACGCUAUUAUUGCCGAGUUCCGUGCGGCGCUCGCGGUUGCCAAGGUUGGGGGGCGUAGGGUCCGGCUCGCGGUCAUCGACCACAUCACCUCCAUGCCCAGUGUUGUCAUCCCGGUGAAGGAGCUCGUCGCCAUCUGCCGGGAAGAGGGCGUCGAUAAGGUGUUUGUUGACGCUGCGCACUCUAUUGGGCAAGUCCCUGUGGACGUGCGUGACAUUGGGGCCGAUUUCUACACAAGCAACCUCCACAAGUGGUUCUUUUGCCCACCGGCCGUGGCCUUCUUGCACACCCGCAAGGAUGAUCCGAUAGCCUCCCAGCUCCACCAUCCUGUCGUCUCGCAUGAGUAUGGGAAUGGGCUGCCUAUGGAGAGUGGAUGGAUUGGGACACGCGAUUACAGUGCCCAGCUUGUUGUGUCUGAAGCCAUCGACUUUGUGAACCAAUUUGAGGGUGGGAUUAAGGGGAUAUGCAGCCGGAACCAUGACAAAGUGAUUGAGAUGGGUAGGAUGCUUGCUGAGGCGUGGGGGACGUUUCUUGGCUCGCCACCAGAAUUGUGUGGGAGCAUGGUUAUGGUGGGGAUGCCUGGUUGCCUUGGCAUUGGGAGUGAUGAUGAUGCGAUGCGGGUGAGGACUAUGUUGAGGAAAGAUUUCAAGGUUGAGGUGCCAAUAUACUACAAUUCAAGAAGGGUGGAAGGGCAGGAGAUGGCAAAAGAUAAGAAUGGUGAUCCUGUGAUAGGGUAUGUGCGGAUCUCACACCAGGUGUACAAUGUCAGGGAGGACUACGAGAGACUGAGAGAUGCUGUCAAUAAACUUGUUUCUGAGGGGUUCACCAGCAGCAAGCUGCGGCCUUCUGAGAAGCAAGAAGCUUUGGCGUGAUGACAUUACAGCCACCUUAGCACUCCACAAGAAGAUGCUGUGGCCGACUACUUAGGUGUGGAUCGUGUCACCACAGCCAGUGCUGCAGUGGCAGUGCGAUCCAGCUCCCUCCCCAUGGCAUAGCCAGCCAGUUGAUGUAGUGUACUUUCAGGAACUGACACGUGUUGCAUUUUCCGUUCUGUGUAUGUAACAAUAAUGCCCUGGCGUGUCUUUUCCCUUCCCUUCAUUUUCGAGCCGCUGUAACCUAAGAAUAAUCUGAAUGUAAGGAGAUUGCAGCCGUUGUAGAUUGAUCGCCGGUUACCGAUCAUAUUGAUCAAUGCAUCAAGUGGCAGUGAACUA
Messenger RNA from Phragmites australis (common reed), 1867 nucleotides. RefSeq names its product putative L-cysteine desulfhydrase 1. The transcript is spliced from 2 exons. The record is from RefSeq and is a predicted model, not a curated record. Lineage: Eukaryota; Viridiplantae; Streptophyta; Magnoliopsida; Poales; Poaceae. The coding region runs from base 119 to 1528 and encodes 469 amino acids.